UUUUUCUACAAUAAUUUAAUACUUAUUAUUAAAAUAAAUAAUAAACACGCUACUCAAAAAACUGUAUUAAGCUAAUUAAUUAAUUAAUUAAUUAAUUAACUAUAAAAAUAUUAAUUAAUAAUAUUCGCAAAAAUAAUAUUUAGACGAAGGCAGAAGCAGGUACAAGGAAAGACUUCUCUCAAGCCUCUCCAGAAAACAGUGUGUCAACCAUAAAGUUGGUGAUAACAAAUUUAUAAAUACAUGUUGUUAAUUACCAUAAAGCAUAAAAAAAAUUACCUGAAGUUGCUCAUUUGUCUCUUAAGUUCAGUUUUCAUGAAAAACGACAGUCGCGCCUUAAAAAUCAUCACCCCCCACUUUUUCUAUGUUCACAAUUACAAUCUACAAUUCAGUAUCGGUUUACGUUAAAAAAAAUUUUUAGGUUAAAUUUGCCGUAGAUGUCAGAAUGUAAAUGUGCAUAAAUAUUGCGAUAAAUUGUUUGGAAAUUUUUGCAAAAAAUGUUACACAUUCCAAAAGUGAAAUUACUAAACUAUUGAAUGGAUAGUAUUAAAAAAAAAAUAAGUUUUUUGUAUUAUGAAAAAUUGGCCUUUAAUACUGAGCAAGAUGAUAUUUGAUUUGUUACGGAAUCUUUUUAGCUGGGCUGAGAAUAAAACCCGAAAACGGCGUGCUCAUUUUGAGCCCUCGCCAUUUGAUUUUGAAGAGGACGAAGAUUUUUACAGUGUGCCAACAAAGCGGCACUGUUGCGAUCACAUAAUGCGAAACGGACACGAAGUAAUUGAAGUCGAGGACGACGAUGAUGAUAUUAUUGAAAUCCGCGAAAAAAAUGGUACUAAAAACGCGACUUACAAGCCAGCGCGAAAAGUUCCACUAAAUAUCAAUCGGCAUUUAUAUCUUCGUCACAAAAAUGAGACAGCUGCUUCUAAAAAUCAUUUAUUUAAUCAAGCUAGACAACUUUCAGCUUCUAAAUUCAUCAAAAGACACCUUAAAAAUUCCUCACAAAAUGGAAAAUCCCGCAACGCGGCUCUUAGUGAAUCCUACCGGCUGCAAGAUAAAGAAAAAUACGGGCAGCUGCUUCAAGAUUUUCUUCCUCAGACAGUUCAAAUCUCGAAACAAAAAGAAGUUCGCCGGAACCAGCCGCAGAACAUCGAAGUUGUCGACGUCGAAAAUGAGCAGUCUUCAAUUAAAACUCCGGAGAUUUUUUCCACUCCAAAAUACGCGAGUCCGCGUUCACAGAGCCGCAGAUUAUCAACACCCGGGUCCAGCAGAUACUCAACCCCGGUCAACUCUUCAAUCUGGUUCACUCCAAAGCAACAAGACAGACAAAAAUCCAUCGAAGAAAUAAAACUAGACAGCGAUGAAAGUUCUGCUGAAUCUUCUCACUCUGUAUCAACAAAAACUAAAUCAGUUCCACCAAAAAUAUCAAUCACUCCAUCAACUCCCAGAGAGAUUGUAGCUACUAACACUUUGCGUGAUAAAUUAUCAGCACAUAAUGUAAUUAAAAAAGACUAUGUCUCGCGCAUCAACAACACUUACAAUGAACGCACCGAGCAGCGUCACAGAGAAGCUGAAGAGAUGAAACGCAUGGCUAAUAUUUUGUCCAAGCAAAAUCGCCUUACCCGAGAAAUUGGUCUGGAACAGCAGCUACAGCAGUCGAUGAAAAUAGCUGAAGAAAUUUUAGUUGAAGAUGACUAUGAUGAAGAACCAUCGUUGCCAGAAUUGACUGACGAAAUGCUUGAUCAAGUGGCUAGAGCAUUGAAUCCUAAUCCGCCUAACCAAGUACUUGUUGAGAGCUUUGGAUUACGAAUCACUCGCAAAGAUAUUCAUACUUUAGCAGGCCUUAAUUGGCUCAAUGAUGAAGUCAUUAAUUUCUAUAUGAACCUACUGAUAGCUCGCGGAGGCACGGAUAAAUUCCCACCCGUUCAUGCUAUGAAUACAUUUUUUUAUCCUAAAUUGUUGUCAGGAGGACAUGCGUCGCUUAAACGCUGGACUAGAAAAAUAGAUAUCUUCGCGAAAGAUAUCGUAGUUGUUCCUAUUCAUCUGGGUGUUCAUUGGUGUAUGUCGAUUAUAGAUUUUAGGGAGAAGUCUAUAAGAUACUACGACAGUAUGGGUGGAGAAAAUCCUAAAUGUUUGUACGCGUUGAAACGAUAUAUUGAGGAUGAGAGUUUGGAUAAGAAGAAACAAAAGUAUGAUACAAGUGAUUGGAUACUUGAGAGUAUGAAAGACAUUCCUCAGCAAAUGAACGGCAGUGAUUGCGGUGUUUUCUCGUGUACUUUUGCUGAGUUUAUUUGUGCAAACAGAAAACUUAACUUUUCUCAAGAUAACAUGCCGUAUUUCAGAAAUAAAAUGGUUUAUGAAAUACUUAAUGUUAGACUUUUGUAAGAC
Cotesia glomerata is the source of this 2379-nucleotide messenger RNA. Its product is annotated as sentrin-specific protease 1-like. Gene Ontology annotation, cellular component: nucleus. Lineage: Eukaryota; Metazoa; Arthropoda; Insecta; Hymenoptera; Braconidae. The record is from RefSeq and is a predicted model, not a curated record. Gene Ontology annotation, biological process: protein desumoylation. Gene Ontology annotation, molecular function: deSUMOylase activity. The transcript has 3 exons. Bases 571 to 2376 code for a protein of 601 amino acids.